Molecule: messenger RNA, 2660 nt
Organism: Megachile rotundata (alfalfa leafcutting bee)
Lineage: Eukaryota; Metazoa; Arthropoda; Insecta; Hymenoptera; Megachilidae
Gene: cert
Product: ceramide transfer protein
Biological process (GO): ER to Golgi ceramide transport
Molecular function (GO): lipid binding
Source: RefSeq, a predicted model, not a curated record
GCAAAAUAUUGAAAUGUUUAAUAUAAGUAAAAAUUAUUAACAUGUAUAAAAAGUUUUGAAGGCUUAAUAUAGAAGAAUAACCAAUCAACAAUGGUGAUGAAAUACAAAUCCAUUCAUAGAAAUACUGCCUAAGUGAACUGUUGAUUUUCUAUUUGCCAGUGUUAGUCUUGUUAUUUGGCAAAAAGACGAGUUGUUGAUAUCUGAUUUAUUUAAUAAGACGUUUUGCAUAAGAGUAAUUAACUCUGAAAGCAAAAUUUACACGUAAGAAUGGCCGAUGAAAUUGAAACUAUUCGUCUUGUCAACGAGGAUAUCGAGUGUAUGGAAGCAGAAAUAGAUGCUGAUGAUGUAGAUGAAGAAGGUUCCGAUGGAGUUAUAGUUCCAGAACUUCAGGGUACACUAUCCAAAUGGACAAAUUAUAUACAUGGCUGGCAAACUAGAUUUAUUGUUCUCAAAGAUGGUACUUUAUCUUAUUACAAAUCCGAACAGGACAGUGGAUUUGGAUGUCGAGGCUCUAUAAGUUUGUAUAAAGCUAAUAUUAAGGCACAUGAAUUUGAUGAAUGUAGAUUCGAUGUGUCUGUAAAUGACUGUUUAGUAUGGUACUUGAGAGCAAACAGCCCAGAAGAAAAACAACGUUGGGUCGAUGUGUUAAAAUCCUAUAAGUCUGAAUCUGGUUAUGGAAGUGAAAACAGUUUAAAACGACAUGGUAGUGCCAUUUCACUCGUGUCAAAUACACAAUCUAUCACAAGCGCCGGAAGUUUUACAAAACGUGGAAUCAGAGGAUUGAAAGAGAAAUUAGCAGAGCUUGAAACUUUUAGAGAUAUCUUGAUCAAACAAAUUGAUACUCUGCAAAAGUAUUUUGAUAAUUGUGCAGAAAAUGCUAAAAAUAUUUCCAUGAAAGAGAAUAAGGUUGAGACAAUGUUUAAUCCAGCUGUACAGUCAGUGGAUUUUAAAGGUGAAGCAAUAACAUUUAAAGCAACGAGUGAAGGUGUAUUAACAACAUUACAACACUGUGUUGAGCUGAUGGUUCAACGGGAAGAUGCAUGGCGUCGUAGAUGGGAAAAAGAAGUUGAAAAGAAGCGAAAAGUACAAGAACUUAAUAAAGCUUUAAAAGAUCAACUAGCAAUGCAACAAAGUGAUUCUCCAAGACCUCGAGUUCUUAUUCAUGGAGGUCCAGAUUACGAGGAAGGUCCACAUAGUGCUCUAUGUGAUGAAGAAUUUUAUGAUGCUGUAGAAACUGGUUUAGAUAAAAUUGACGAAGAAAAUCAAUUGAGAGAUCGUUUAAAACAAAAAUCAGUUUCAAUUUUAACUACACCUACUAUGCCAGCAGCUAAGCACAGACUUUGGCCAGAAAUCGAGAAAAUAACAAUGCAGCAGUUACAUUAUGCACGACUUGGAGUAGGAGCAGGUGGAUGGCAAUUAUUUGCGGAAGAUGGUGAUAUGCGAAUGUAUAGACGUGAAGAAGAAGCAGAUGGUUUAGUAGUAGAUCCAUUAAAAGCUUGUCACGUUGUAAAGGGGGUUACUGGUCACGAGGUUUGCGAAAUAUUCUUUAGUCCAGAAUAUCGUACAGGGUGGGAAGCCACACUUGAAGAUAUGACGGUCGUUGAGAACAUUUCAAAGGAUACUUUAAUAUUUUUACAAACGCAUAAACGAAUUUGGCCAGCAAAUCAAAGAGAUGCAUUAUUUUGGUCACAUAUGCGUCGAGUUUCUGAUGAUCAAGAUCCUGAUGCGCAUGAUUUGUGGAUAGUUUGUAAUCACAGUACAGAACAUCCCGAUUCUCCGCCAAACACAGGAAAAUGUGUAAGGGUGUAUCUGACUGUCUGUCUCGUAUGCCAAACCUUUAUUGAUCCUCCAAAAGAUGGUGAUGAAAUAAAAAGAGAAAAUGUCACGUGCAAAAUAACAUAUUGUUCUGUUGUAAAUCCUGGUGGAUGGGCUCCAGCAUCCGUCUUACGCGCUGUUUAUAAAAGGGAGUAUCCAAAGUUCCUUAAGCGGUUUACUAGUUUUUGUAUCGAUCAAUGUAAGGACAAACCAAUCUUGUUCUAAAGGUAAAUAAUAGAACUUCCAUAUUUUCCAUCCAAUUCCUCAUUUAUUACGUCAAAUCAACUUCGUGCGUUUGAUGUAUCAAUAUAUCAAACAAAAAAUUGGAUGCAAAAAUUUUUUUGGUAUAAAUGAAAGUGUUUUAUAUACUAUUUUUUUUAUUUGUUUAAUACGAGAGGAAGAGAGUGAGAGGGAGAGAGAGGGAGAGAGAGUGAGAGAGGGAGGGGGAGAGAAAGAGAAAACUUAAUAAGAAAAAUACAAAGUGUUAUAUUGAAAGUGAUUUAUUAAAGUGUAUAAAAGUACUAUUGUAUACACUUCCAAAAAAAACUUUAUAAUAUGGAACCACACGCGCUAAAGCACUGUUUGUAAAUUGUAUUUACUUCUUUGAAUAACAGCUUGUUACUUUAUUGUUAUACAGAAUGCUGUCAUAAGUCACUUGUACAGAUCUUAACAAAUUGAAUACAUACACAUUUAUCUAUUGUUACAUUAUAUAUUCAAUUAAACAUGAAACUGUAUAAUACAAAUUAUAUUGUUAUUUUUAUUUAUAUAUAAAGUGUGUACAUGAUACACGAUAUGAAGGUCGAAUCAAGAAACAUAAUAAAGACUGUUGUAGAUUUGCUGUAAUA